This is a messenger RNA of Penicillium odoratum, 1515 nucleotides long. RefSeq names its product putative MFS transporter. Gene Ontology annotation, biological process: transmembrane transport. Gene Ontology annotation, cellular component: membrane. Bases 1 to 1515 code for a protein of 504 amino acids. The transcript has 6 exons. The record is from RefSeq and is a predicted model, not a curated record. NCBI's taxonomy places the organism in Eukaryota, Fungi, Ascomycota, Eurotiomycetes, Eurotiales, Aspergillaceae. Gene Ontology annotation, molecular function: transmembrane transporter activity.
AUGGGUCUCUUUGGAAAGGAGCUCCCUGAUGAUGAGAUUCAGCGUGCGCCGGAUCAGGAUGUCGAGAAGACACUUCCAGCACAGCUGGAGAAUGCACCAGUCCAACCUCCCGCCAAGUUUACCCCGACAGCCAUUGAUGCGGAGUUGGAGCGUCGGGUUGUGCGGAAACUGGAUUUGCGAGUUCCGACUCUGAUGGGAUUUUUCUAUCUCCUCGCUUUCCUCGAUCGAAGUAACAUUGGAAAUGCGAAAAUCGCCGGAAUGUCCGAAGACCUCGACCUCACUGGUAACCGAUACGCAUGGCUCUUAACGAUUUUCUACAUCUCCUAUACCGUCUUUGAAUUCCAGGCUUUGAUGUGGAAGAUCGCUAAACCGCACCAAUGGGCAAGUUUUGUCGUGUUCUCCUGGGGCUUAGUCGCAACCUGCCAAGCAGCGGCACAAAACUGGCAAGGAAUGAUGGCACUUCGAUUCCUAAUGGGCGCUUUCGAAGCCGGGUUCGGUCCCGGUGUACCAUACCUGCUCUCAUUUUUUUAUCGUCGCCAUGAACUCGGUCUGCGAUGUGGUCUGUUCUUAGCUGCGGCUCCCCUGGCAAAUACCUUCGCCGGUGCUCUGGCUUAUGGAAUUACAUCAGGCCAUUCUGCGCUAGCUAAUUGGCGAGUGUUGUUCCUUGUCGAGGGUCUUCCUGUUUGUGCAGCAGCGAUAUUGGCUUGGUUCUUUGUUCCAGACUCGCCAUCGUCUGCAAAGUUUCUCACGGACGAAGAGAAGGAGGUCGCCCGUGCGCGUGGUCUACAGCAGGCCGGUGAGGCCGAUCGGGAGGGUAAGGUGCAAUGGAAAGAGUUGGCCAUGACGCUCUUGGACGCGAAGGCUUGGUUAACUGCCUUCAUGUACUUCAGCUGCAACGUCAGCUUUUCAUCACUCCCCGUCUUCUUACCAACCAUCCUUGAAGAAAUGGGCUACUCGAAAGUCAACGCGCAGGGUCUCACUGCACCCCCCUUCUUUGCAUCCUUUCUGGUCACAAUCAUCACUCCUUGGAUAGCAGAUCGGGUCCAGCAGCGUGGGUUGAUGAUCGCGGCGCUAUCAACGAUCGGCGGUGUGGGGUAUAUUCUCUGCGCCACCUGCACCACAGUGGGCGUGCGAUACUUCGGAGUAUUUCUGGCCGCCUGUGGAGUAUUCCCGGCGAUCGCAAAUAUUCUCCCAUGGGUUUUGAAUAAUCAAGGAUCUGAUACCCGUCGUGGAGGCGGUAUCAUCUUGCUCAAUCUUAUCGGUCAGUGUGGUCCUUUCUUGGGUACCAAUGUCUUUCCGGAUAGUGAAGCACCGCGGUAUAUUAAGGGCAUGUCCAUUUGUGCUGCGUUUAUGAUCUUCACUACCUUCCUUGCUUUGCUUCUGCGGUGCUUGUUGGUGUGGGAAAAUAAGCGCCUUGAUAAGAAGUACGGGCCGAGGAUCGAUGUAGAUGAGGCCAAGGGUGAGAUCGCUGUGGCGGAAGACAAUUACGGUGCGAGUUUCCGAUACAUGCUGUGA